This is a messenger RNA of Staurois parvus, 301 nucleotides long. The record is from the annotation of a GenBank genome assembly. NCBI's taxonomy places the organism in Eukaryota, Metazoa, Chordata, Amphibia, Anura, Ranidae.
GCAUACAGAAAACAAAUCCCAUAGUGACUGAGUGAGUAUGCACAGCUUGGACCUAGAUUGUACACCCCUGAUCAUGGGGCCCUGCAGGGGCGAACUGACAACUCAUGGGGCCCCCGGGCAAUAGGGGAUUAUGGGGCCCCUGUGUCCUUGCCCAAACUCAAAAAAGCCUAUGAAAAAAGGUACCAGGGGCAUCUCAUGGGGCCCCCUACUGACCCGGGGCCCUCGGGCAGUGCCCGAGUUUCCAAAUGGUCAGUCCGCCCCAGGGCCCCUGUGUCCUCGCCCACACCCAAAAAAGCCUAUG